Effrenium voratum is the source of this 849-nucleotide messenger RNA. The record is from the annotation of a GenBank genome assembly. Lineage: Eukaryota; Dinophyceae; Suessiales; Symbiodiniaceae.
GACGAGUGGUACACGCGAGUGUUCCGGAACUUUGCGGGCAAGGAGAAGGACCUGAUCGACUACCGCUGCUUCAGGGAAAUCGUGAAGCAGUGGGAUGAGCACCAUCAAAAGAAGAGAGAAAAACAGCAGCAGCAACAGCAGCAACAGCAGCAGCAGCUGCAGCAGCAGCAGUUGCAAGAGCAACAACAGCAAUUGCAACAGCAGCAGCAGUUGCAACAGCUUCAGGAGCAGCAAAUGCAGCAGCAGUUGCAGCAGCAGCAGUUGCAACAGCAGCAGUUGCAACAGCAACAGCUGCAGCAGCAGCAGCUGCAAGAGCAGCAGCUGCAACAACAGCAGUUGCAGCAACAACUGCAGCAGCAACAGCAGCAGCUGCCUCCGCAACAGCCGCUGUCUGCUCCUCCUGCACGAGAGCAUCAGCGGUCUACAUCAGGGCCAGGGUCGUUGCAGCCACCAGCGCCGUCGGCGGAUUGCUCAUCUGCGCAGAGUACGACCAGAUCAGUUUCUUCCGACCACGCGGCCACCUCCUCUCCAGCGCCCCACUCGGAGGUGCCUAAGGAGAGUGAUCGAGAGCCAGAAGAUUCGUCGGCAGGGCGGCGGCCAGAAACGGCGCCGCCUGCAAGCGUGCCCUCAGCCGGUAGAAGCAUCGCCGCAUCGCCUUCGGAUGAGUCGGAGGUGCAGCCCUUGGAUCUUCUGCGGGGCGCCAGCGGCCUCUCCCGCGCCACCGCGGCGAACAUCGCCUCGGAGGUGAUGUUCCCGACCCAUGUGGGCCGCCUGGCAAUCUUCGACGACUACCUCUUUUGCGGGGACGUGGGCUCGGGCUCUUUUGGCAAGGCCCGGGUGGGGACGUGA